Urocitellus parryii (Arctic ground squirrel) is the source of this 1747-nucleotide messenger RNA. RefSeq names its product chromosome 4 C9orf43 homolog (gene C4H9orf43). Lineage: Eukaryota; Metazoa; Chordata; Mammalia; Rodentia; Sciuridae. The record is from RefSeq and is a predicted model, not a curated record.
GUCUGGGAACUUUCUCAUGAACCUAAGUGUGGCUCACCGAAGCUUCCGUCCGUUCCCCAUCAUGCUCUGUGCCGCUGCUAGGCGACGUGGGCUACAAAGCUGCAGGAUUAGUCUGUCCUAAGCCAUGGAUUGGCCGGAUGAGAGUCAAUGGGAUGAAACCACCUGCAACAUGGCUAUUUGUCAGCAUCCGCAAUGCUGGGCAGCUCUCCGCAGGAUUGAGAGGGGCCAUCCUCGAAUCCUGGGCUCACCCUGCAAAACUUUUCUGAAUAUUGAAGAGAAACUCCCAGUGCUCACCAUUGUAAACAUCUCAGAUUCCUGCCUCCGGACCAAGAGAUGUGCUCAUCAAGAAUUGUCAAAAUUUACCUUCACCAAGGCUCAUCCUUUAUUGUCUCAGUGUUCAAAGAUUGAUGCCAAAUUCCAAGGCAGGCAUUGGAAAGGUUUACCUGACAAAAGAUUGAUCAGCUCUGCUAAGAGAUCUUCCAAACUUCCAGUGUUAAAUUUGAAUGAGACAAAACUUCCUUGUCCUGAAGGUGUCAGAAAUAUGGUUGUAAUCUGGAUUCCAGAACCAGAGAAGAAUGUGAGCUUAGCUAAGAAGACACAUACUUUCCCCAGCCAGGAUGAGAAGGAGGAAAGAAAGAAAUUGGCAGUGGGAAACAAACCACCUCUGGAUCACUCUGAAAGGAAGCACACAGAGAUGCAGCUGAGAUUUCCAGAUGUGAUGGUGCCGCCCCCCUCCCCAGUUCACUCUUUUGAAUCCAUACCUGGCUGGAGCAAAUUUGCCAUGCUGCCUCAGGAUCUACUAAAGGACCUUUUAUCAGAUGGAGGGAAAACCGUGCCUUGUCCGGAGACGAAGAUACAAUUGGCCAUGAUGAAAAAGAAGCUUCCCCUGGAAAAGAACCGACCCGAGAGUGCACUUUCUUCUAAGAUGUUUCUGACUAUACACAGCCUCACCCUGCAAACACCAACAUUAAGAUAUUCUGAACAUUUGAAGAAAUUACAUUGUAACCUGCAGGGAGAAGAUUACAGAAAGCAGCAGCAACAUCAGCAGCAGCAGCAGAAGAAGAAAAAGAAGAAGAAGAGGAAGGUGAAAACACCUACUAAGAAAAAGGAGGCUACAGAGAAAGCCACGAGURACCCAGGGAGCCAGACGACUGCACAGAAGCAUUCCAUUUCCAUCGAUCUUAAUCGUCUCCAUGGUCCUGAAAUAUCUGAGGCAGAAGCCACUUACAAGGACGUCAGUGCUCCAGAGGAGGCUGUUCUGGAAGGUCCAGUUGCCAGUGGACAAAACAUUUCAGGACAAAUGACUGGAGAAAGCUGGAACCCUGAGCUCAAACUACUGAGGACUCUUCAGCCCACUGAUGACGAGAAUGAGAAGAACCAGCCCUCUGGGGCACAGAGUGGGAAGUCUCUGCAGACAUAAGUUGAAGGCAUCACUUAGGCCAGCCUUAUCGGAUACCUCAGAUACCAGGUGUCUGAGGACAGUGACCUUUGACAUAGGGUAGAAAAAUGAGGGGAAUUCUGUUCCAGAGGCUUCACCAGGGCCUGAGUUUAGAGAUUUUUCAUUUACUUCUAUUGGCCUCUAAAAUAUGUGAGGGAGAAGAAGCCCUUUUAAACGUAGGUGACUUCUCCACUGGGGAGAAUAAUUUUAAUGAUUAAACACAACUGCUUCUCAAUCAGAAGACUCAUUCUCUGUUUCUUAGUGUCUGUUUUUUGGGUUACUCUUAUAUUUUCUUUGAAACUCUGAAAG